This is a messenger RNA of Balearica regulorum gibbericeps (East African grey crowned-crane), 1014 nucleotides long. Lineage: Eukaryota; Metazoa; Chordata; Aves; Gruiformes; Gruidae. The record is from RefSeq and is a predicted model, not a curated record.
AUGGACAGAAUGACGGAAGAUGCUCUGCGCCUGAACCUCUUGAAACGGAGCUUGGACCAAGCAGAUGAUCGGGACGAUGUCCUGGCAAAGAGAUUGAAAAUGGAAGGACAUGAGGCGAUGGAGCGCCUGAAGAUGCUGGCACUGCUGAAGAGGAAAGACCUCUCGGGCAUUGAGGUGCCCCACGAGCUCCCGGUGAAACAGGAUGGUGUGAAAGUCUACGAAGAAAAGCUGAAUGGGAGCCUUAGGCCCCAUGGGGAUGGCAGGACUGCAGGGAGGCCAGGGAAGGAAAACAUUAACGAUGAGCCGGUGGAUAUGAGCGCGAGGAGAAGUGACCAGGACAGGGGACGAUUAACCCCUUCGCCAGAUAUAAUUGUCCUCUCCGAUAAUGAGGCAUCCAGUCCUCGUUCCAGCUCUCGUAUGGAGGAAAGACUUAAAGCAGCAAAUCUUGAAAUGUUUAAGGGUAAAAGCAUAGAGGAGCGACAGCAGCUGAUCAAGCAGCUUCGGGAUGAGCUACGGCUGGAGGAGGCCAGGCUCGUGUUGCUGAAGAAACUGAGGCAAAGUCAGCUGCAAAAGGAGAACGUGGUACAGAAGACUCCGGUUGUCCAGAAUGCGGCGUCUAUUGUCCAGCCAUCUCCUGCUCACGUGGGACAGCAGGGACUGUCCAAGCUUCCCUCCAGGCCUGGAGCUCAGGGGGUUGAGCCUCAGAACUUAAGGACAUUACAGGGUCACAGUGUCAUUAGGUCUGCCACAAACACGACUCUGCCCCAUAUGCUUAUGUCGCAGCGUGUGAUCGCUCCGAACCCUGCCCAGUUACAAGGGCAGCGGGUUCCUCCUAAACCUGGCCUCAUCCGCACUACAACUCCAAGCAUGAAUCCAGCCAUCAACUACCAACCGUUGGUAGCGAGCGCUCGCUCACGCGUGCUUUCCUUCCGCUUCCGUCCGCCCGAAGAGCACAGCGAGCUCCCUGCGGUCGACGAGCGCGACGCUUCAAACCGGUUUGUCGCCGGUUCUUAA